CUUAACUUCAUGUCUGGAUUGGAUUUGUCAUGUAACAAACUAACAGGUGAAAUACCUUUUGAACUAGGGAAGUUAAGUAGUGUUCGUGAACUGAACUUGUCUCACAAUCUCUUGAUUGGACCCAUCCCGAAGACCUUCUCAAACCUUACUCAAAUAGAAAGUUUGGACCUUUCUUACAACAAUUUGAGUGGAAACAUCCCAACAGAUCUAAUCAAUCUAAAUUUUUUGGCAGUGUUCAUUGUGGCUCACAACAAUUUAUCAGGUAAAAUAUUAGACAGAAAGGCACAGUUUGGGACCUUUGAAGCGAGCAGUUAUGAGGGAAAUCCAUUUCUUUGUGGACCACCAUUGGAGAACAAUUGCACAGCCAUUGUUGACUUGCCAUACUCGCCAACAACAACAUCCUUAGAUGAAACUAAGGGGAAAUGGUAUGAUAUCAAUCAAGUGGCUUUUUUUGCAAGUUUUGUCGGAACAUACAUUACUUUCUUGUUUGGAUUUGCUGCUGUUCUAUACAUCAACCCGUACUGGCGACAAAGGUGGUUCUAUCUGAUUGAAGAGGGUAUGUGGUCAAGUUAUUAUUUUGUUUGUAAUACUGUUUACAAGCUUUUACGUUUUCAGCCUUCUGUAUAAUUAGCUAUGCAUGGUUUGUUUUCAUG
Molecule: messenger RNA, 653 nt
Organism: Camellia sinensis
Lineage: Eukaryota; Viridiplantae; Streptophyta; Magnoliopsida; Ericales; Theaceae
Source: RefSeq, a predicted model, not a curated record